AUGCCCCGUGGCGGAAGACCUAUGCCAUCGCAAGCCCCGUGGGAAUGGCGUUUGGACACCGACACUCAUUCGAGUCGAUGGAACCCGCGCUACAUAGAGGAGGCUACACAAGAGCCGAUUUCAAUGGAGCUAGCCGAGCAUACAAGAUGUGAGCUGAGGAAGGUGUACUAUGGCUCCCUGCUACAGUGCUGGCUUCGGACCUAUCUGAAGGAAGCGUGGCUGCCCCAUUGGUUUUAUAUACCUCGUGUCCCGUAUUUAACCGACGGAGUCAUCUUUCCUCAUGCAAGCCAAAUCAAAAAUGGACACCUCCUGCCCGCACGAGUCAGAUCAUACAUCUCGGGUGAACCUGAGGUAACCUCCUUCAAUCGAGACGCCUUUUCGACGCAGAGGCUCGAGGACUUUCGAUUGUGGACUGAUGAUCCUUCCCAAAUACCCGACGAUGAUAUACUCCUGACAAGGUGUGCAUGGCUUAAUCAGACGACCGCCAUCUACUUUGAACCGGAGUUUGAGGAACGUGGACCUGACUAUUUUGGGGUCCCAUAUAUUGGGCGUGGCCUCUUCGCAGCCUGGCAGGAAGUCAAUAGCGACAGAGAAGAAGAACCCAAUUUGCAACAGAAGCGUUAUUUCGCAAACUCUAUAAUGCUGUUGGGCGGACCGAAAAUAAGGCCGAUUACAGAUAUCAUCAGCACACAUAGGCACAUCUGUGACGCCUUAGCGGAUAUGCAAGACAAACCCGUCAGUUCAAAGGACCCUUACUCCUGGAUUGAGCACGGCGCUGAGAUGGGAGUCGUUUAUCCAUCCAUUAUAAUUGUCGUCGACGACGCACGAAAUUACUGGAUUGACACAGCUGUUCGGUUUAUCAUGGAGCUCGAGCGCCGUGAGCAGGUUCGCUGUCCCCGUCUUAUGACAAUGAAGAAUAUACUGGACGAAGAGACUUUUCGUGACGCUGAUAAAUUUGCUGCGGGCGCGCUGGCGAUGGCCGAGGAGAAUGGUAGUAUUGAUCGGAAUUUCGACACUUGGGAGGCGGUCCGUAGGGCCAGGGCAUGCCUUGACGGGGAGUCUUUUUAUGUCGAUACCGAGUUGGCCGAAUCGGAUAAGCUCGACUAUUGCCCUAUCCGUCAUUGGGUUUGA
Messenger RNA from Diaporthe amygdali, 1131 nucleotides. RefSeq lists its product as uncharacterized. The coding region runs from base 1 to 1131 and encodes 376 amino acids. The record is from RefSeq and is a predicted model, not a curated record. Lineage: Eukaryota; Fungi; Ascomycota; Sordariomycetes; Diaporthales; Diaporthaceae. The transcript is spliced from 2 exons.